Messenger RNA from Jaculus jaculus (lesser Egyptian jerboa), 1859 nucleotides. Its product is annotated as zinc finger protein 623. Bases 94 to 1593 code for a protein of 499 amino acids. Gene Ontology annotation, molecular function: DNA-binding transcription factor activity, RNA polymerase II-specific; RNA polymerase II transcription regulatory region sequence-specific DNA binding. Gene Ontology annotation, cellular component: nucleus. The transcript has a single exon. Lineage: Eukaryota; Metazoa; Chordata; Mammalia; Rodentia; Dipodidae. Gene Ontology annotation, biological process: regulation of transcription by RNA polymerase II. The record is from RefSeq and is a predicted model, not a curated record.
GAGACAAAUCUUCAAAGCAGGUUCUUCUGUGGGAGCUGGUGACAAGAAAAUUACUCCAAAGCUUGAAUUUCUGAGCAUGAAAACUCAUAUAAGAUGAUGUCAGAAAAAUUCACAGUGAUGGAACCUCCCACCCCUGAGACUGGGGAAUUUCAUGAAGACAGAUUAGUGCAGCUACUGGGGAACCCAGAAAGGCAGAGCUUGGAGAGUCCCCCUUCUCAGGGAGACAGCUUGAAGCAGGUGACAGUGACCCACUGGAAAAUCCAAACAGGAGAAACAGCCCAGGUGUGUAGUAAGUCAGGAAGAAACCCUAUUCUGAACUCAAAUCUUCUUAUUCUUCAAAGAGAGCUUAUUGAAGGGGAGGCCCAUCCUUGUGGUAUUUGUGGCAAAAGCUUCCCAUUUAAUUCAGAUUUAGUUACACAUCAGAUAUCUCACACAGGAGAAAAGCCUUAUAAAUGUGAGCACUGUGGGAAAGGCUUCAGUCAGACCUCACUCCUCACGGAGCAUCAGAGAGUCCACACUGAGGAGAGAUUGUGUGUGUGUAAUGUGUGUGGGAAAGACUUUAUUCACUCUGCAAAUCUGGUGGAGCAUCAGCAAGUACAUACAGGAGAGAAGCUGUUCAAAUGUGCACAGUGUGGAAAAGCAUUUUGUCAUAGCUCAGACCUGCUUCGGCACCAGAGGGUUCAUACCAGAGAGAGGCCUUUUGAAUGCAAAGAGUGUGGGAAAGGCUUCAGUCAGAGUUCCUUACUCAUUCGCCAUCAGAGAAUCCACACAGGAGAAAGACCCUAUGAGUGUAACGAGUGUGGAAAGUCCUUUAUUCGUAGCUCAAGCCUUAUUCGGCAUUUCCAGAUCCACACAGAGGUAAAGCAGUAUGAAUGCAGAGAUUGUGGGAAGGCCUUCCGUCACCGCUCAGACCUCAUUGAACACCAGAGAAUUCACACUGGAGAGAGGCCCUUUGAGUGUCAUGAGUGUGGGAAGGCCUUUAUUCGAAGCUCAAAGCUUAUUCAGCAUCAGAGAAUUCAUACUGGGGAAAGACCCUAUGUAUGUAAUGAGUGUGGGAAACGUUUUAGCCAGACAUCCAACUUUACUCAGCAUCAGAGAAUCCACACUGGGGAGAAACUCUAUGAAUGUAAUGAGUGUGGGAAAGCCUUCUUUCUGAGUUCAUACCUUAUCCGACACCAGAAAAUCCACACUGGUGAACGGGUGUAUGAAUGUAAAGAGUGUGGAAAGGCUUUUCUACAGAAAGCCCACCUCACUGAGCAUCAGAAGAUCCACACUGGGGACAGACCCUUUGAAUGCAAAGACUGUGGGAAAGCCUUCAUCCAGAGUUCCAAGCUGCUGCUGCACCAGAUUGUGCACACUGGAGAGAAGCCCUACGUUUGCAGUUACUGUGGAAAAGGCUUUAUACAGAGGUCGAACUUCCUUCAGCACCAGAAGAUGCACACUGAAGAGAAGCUUUAUGAGUACAGUCAGCGUGGGAAGGGCCUAACCUCACCCCCAGACCUUGUCCACCAGGAAGGCCUUUCCCUGGAUGAGCCCCCCGUGCAUUUAAGUGAGAGGUCCACAGGUCAGGGAGGUCCUCCAGAUAACUUAUGAAAGAGAUACUCUCCAAGUCAGUGUGGUGCUUGGAAAUGGAGGGAUUUGGGAUACAUAUGGCCUCUUAAGAUGUGCAUGUGUCAGAGCUUCUUAAGUGGGCUGCUCUCUGCCACCAUGGCAAGGAAGUCAGUGAGUCUGGAGAGCUGACUUUGAGCUGGAACAUUGGAGGGACCUUACAAAGAAAUUCUAAGUUUUAUUCACAAAACACACCCUUUCAUGACAAGCAUAGCUGUAUUUAUUAUUACUUAAGAUGCCUAUCUCAAAGG